GUCACAUUCUUCACUCCACUUCACUCCAUUCCAAUGGCAGACUGUGCAUACGCAUGAAAGGCUGUCUACCAGCAUAUCGGACAGUGCUCCGAUCUCGCAAGCAAAUUUCUCAUAUAACAAGUUAUUCUCGCCACUACUCGGUCCAUAUCGAUCCCAGAAAGCUUAAGACAAGAAGCCAGAAUUCUUGCAUCGCAAACGACAUCAUGUCACCUCAACCUCAAAGUCUCCGCAUUCUCAUGCUCCACGGCUUCACGCAAUGCGGACCCCUCUUCGAGAUCAAGACUAAAGCCCUCAAGAAGUCUCUCGACAAGGCCUUCCCUGCUGCUCCUAAGCCCGGCCAUCUCAAAUCUUAUCCUGGCGGCCUCGAAUUCGUGUACCCAACAGCUCCCAUGAAGCUCUCAUACACCGACACACCUGGCGGAGUCGCCGAGCCCGAAGAUCUUAGAGAUGAAGCUUAUGGCUGGUGGAAACGCAAAGGUGACUCGGAACCGUAUCUGUAUGAUGGGUUAGAGGAGGGGCUUGAAGCUAUAGCGCGGAUAUUACGAGAGGAAGGGCCAUUUGAUGGAGUUAUUGGAUUUUCACAAGGAGGAAGUGCGGCGGGAAUGUUGGCUGCCCUAUUAGAGCCUGGGAGAAGGGAAGCUUUUGAGGCGUUGGAAGCGAAAGGAGGAAUGAGUUUUCCAAAAUCUUUCGUGGGAGAGGAAGGUGCAGAUAGCGUGGUGCAUCCGCAGCUGAAGUUCGCAGUGAGUUACUCGGGAUUUGGAGCGAGUCGACACCCGAUAUACAAGGCGUUUUAUGAGCCGAAAAUUACCACGCCGAUGCAACAUUUCAUCGGGAGUGUGGACACGGUUGUGAGCGAGGAGCGAGCUAUGCAAUUGGUCGACAGUUGUGUGGAUGGGAAGGGAACGGAUGGUGGUGUGUCGAGAGUGGUAUUUCAUCCUGGCGGACACUUUUUGCCGACACAGAAGGCCAGCAUCGCGCCCUUAAUUGCAUUCAUCAGGGAGAUCGCGGAAGGGAAUGCCGCUACUGCAAAUGGAUCGGCAAAGCAAGAGGAGAGCGUUGAGGACAUGGACGUGCCGUUUUAGAUCACGCAGCGAGAUAUCAACAAUGAUGCUGACAUGAGAUAUAGAUAAUAGACGAGAUCACGAAUAGACGAUUGUGACGGGGUCACCAGAAC
Cercospora beticola is the source of this 1174-nucleotide messenger RNA. Its product is annotated as alpha/beta hydrolase. Gene Ontology annotation, molecular function: hydrolase activity. NCBI's taxonomy places the organism in Eukaryota, Fungi, Ascomycota, Dothideomycetes, Mycosphaerellales, Mycosphaerellaceae. Gene Ontology annotation, biological process: secondary metabolic process. Gene Ontology annotation, cellular component: cytoplasm; nucleus. The record is from RefSeq and is a predicted model, not a curated record.